AUAUGAGUGACUGUUGAAACAAUUAACUUUAGAUUAAUUAUUAAUUGUAAUCAUCUUUUUCUUAUCCGUUUCUUGCUGCUGAUUCUUAAUCUGAGAGAAAAGUUUUGACAAUUAAAUUGAUUAUUAUUAAUUUGAUUGUGGUGAUGAUGAGAUGAAGAAAAGUCGAUUAAUUUAAUUGUGAACUUAUCUAUCCCCUAACUGAUUAUCUUAAAUUGUUAAUUACUUUUUUCUUAAAAUUAUUGUUUCUUUUUUUUUUCCUCGUUACAAAAUGAAUAUUAUUUGGAUUCAAUUGAUUUUAAUUACUACAAAUACGAUUGGACUGGAAGCAGGAGGUGACAAAGGAGGUGGCGAUGUGAUCAUCAUUGGUGCAGGUAAUGGUGGCGGUGGUGGAUCAGGUUGGGGUGGCGGUGGUGGUGGCUGGGGAAGUGGAGGAGGAAUGCCAAUGAUGGUUUAUGAAGGAGAUGAUGAUGAUGACGAUGAUAAGGGAAAAGGUAAAGGUAAAGGAAGCAAAGGAAAAGGCGGAAGUUCACCUACAAUUAUUAUCAUCGGUGGAGAAGGUAACAAAGGAAGUGGUGGCGGAGGAUGGGGUGGCGGUGGUGGUGGAUGGGGAGGAGGAGGUGGUGGUGGUGGUGGUAAUGGAGGUGGAGGUGGAGACGGUGGAGGAUGGGGAAUGAGCUCUGGAGGCUGUGGAGGAGGUUGUGGAGGAUCGUCUAUGAGCCCGAUACAAUAUUUACCGAUUCCUGUUCCGAUGACCAGUAAAAUGAUGAGGUCAACUGGCUGGGGAAUGGCUGGUGGCGGUGGAGGGUCAAGCUCGGCGGCAAGUAUGAUCACUCCAAUGGUUUGGGGUUAAAUUGUUUCCAAUUGAAUAGUCAAAACAAUUUACCUCUUAUUUUUAAAAGUUGCAGGAAACUUUUAGUUUAAUAUGAAAAAAUUAACUCAUUUAACUAAUUAACUAAAAUUUACUUAGAUAAAUCAA
Messenger RNA from Panonychus citri (citrus red mite), 976 nucleotides. Its product is annotated as ctenidin-3-like. Bases 269 to 850 code for a protein of 193 amino acids. The transcript has 4 exons. NCBI's taxonomy places the organism in Eukaryota, Metazoa, Arthropoda, Arachnida, Trombidiformes, Tetranychidae. The record is from RefSeq and is a predicted model, not a curated record.